AUGAGUGAUAAGAGUAAUGAGUUGUCAGCUCUUCAGUUGCAAUUAACAGAUGUUCGUAAGGAUUUUCAGUCCCAGCUGCAUAAGAAAGAAAUAUGUGCAAAUGAACUUCAAUCAAAAAUUGACAAGUUGGAAAGUAAUGUGGAGACAUACCAAACGCAGGCAUCCGACUUACAAAAACAAUUGGACCUUCUUAAUCAACAAUAUGAAACGGAGUGUGCUACCAGUGAACUGGAAUCACAAUAUAAACCCAACUUUGGUAAAUUUGCAUUAUUUCUGGAUCACCUCUUUUUCUUUGUUUUCUCUUUUCUUCUUUUAACUUUUCUUUUUUUUCUUUUUUUAACUCUUUUCUGCUUUUUUUUUUUGUCUUUUCUAUCUUUGUCUUUUUUCUUUCUAUCUUUGUCUUUCUUCCUUUUUUUUUCUUCCUUUUCUCUUUCUUUUUCUAUCUUUGUCUUUCUUCCCUUUUUGUCUUUCUAUCUUUGUUUCUUCCUUUUGUCUUUCUAUCUUUGUCUUUUCUUCCUUUUUGUCUUUCUUUUUGUCUUUCUUCCUUUGUCUUUCUUCCUUUUGUCUUUCUUCCUUUGUCUUUCUUUUUGUCUUUCUUCCUUUGUCUUUCUAUCUUUGUCUUUCUUCCUUUUGUCUUUCUUCUUUGUCUUUCUUCUUUCCUUUGUCUUUCUUCUUUGUCUUUCUAUCUUUGUCUUUCUUCUUUUGUCUUUCUAUCUUUUGUCUUUGUCUUUGUAUCUUUUUGUCUUUCUAUCUUUGUCUUUCUAUCUUUGUCUUUCUUUCCUUUUGUCUUUUUCCUUUGUCUUCCUUUCUUCCUUUGUCUUUCUAUCUUUGUCUUUCUUCCUUUGUCUUUCUUCUUUGUCUUUUCUUCCUUUGUCUUUCUCCUUUGUCUUUCUCUUUGUAUUCUUUUUGUCUUUCUAUCUUUGUCUUUCUUCCUUUGUCUUUCUUCUUUGUCUUUCUUUGUCUUUCUUUGUCUUUUCUUCCUUUGUCUUUCUAUUUUGUCUUUCUAUCUUUGUCUUUCCUUUGUCUUUCUUCUUUGUCUUUCUUCCUUUGUCUUUCUAUCUUUGUCUUUCUUCCUUUUGUCUUUCUAUCUUUGUCUUUCUUCCUUUUGUCUUUCUAUCUUUGUCUUUCUUCCUUUGUCUUUCUAUCUUUGUCUUUCUUCCUUUGUCUUUCUUCCUUUGUCUUUCUUCCUUUGUCUUUCUUCCUUUGUCUUUCUAUCUUUGUCUUUCUUCCUUUGUCUUUCUUCCUUUGUCUUUCUUCCUUUGUCUUUCUAUCUUUGUCUUUCUAUCUUUGUCUUUCUAUCUUUGUCUUUCUAUCUUUGUCUUUCUAUCUUUGUCUUUCUUCCUUUGUCUUUCUAUCUUUGUCUUUCUUCCUUUGUCUUUGUCUUUCUUCCUUUGUCUUUUGUUUUCUUUUGUCUUUCUAUCUUUGUCUUUCUUCCUUUGUCUUUCUAUCUUUGUCUUUCUUCCUUGUCUUUUCUAUCUUUGUCUUUCUUCCAUUUUGUCUUUCUAUCUUUGUCUUUGUCUUUCUUCCUUUGUCUUUGUCUUUUGUCUUUUCUUCCUUUGUCUUUCUUCUUUGUCUUUUUGUCUUUCUAUUUGUCUUUGUCUUUCUUCCUUUUUGUCUUUCUUCCUUUGUCUUUCUUCCUUUGUCUUUCUUCUUUGUCUUUCUUCCUUUGUCUUUCUUUUUUGUCUUUUCUUUUUGUCUUUUUUCCUUUGUCUUUCUUUCUUUUCUUUGUCUUUCUUUUUUGUCUUUCUUUCUUUGUCUUUCUUUGUCUUUCUUUUUGUCUUUCUUUCUUCCUUUGUCUUUCUAUCUUUGUCUUUCUUCCUUUGUCUUUCUAUCUUUGUCUUUCUAUCUUUUGUCUUUCUUCCUUUGUCUUUCUAUCUUUGUCUUUCUUCCUUUGUCUUUCUAUCUUUGUCUUUCUAUCUUUGUCUUUCUUCCUUUGUCUUUCUAUCUUUGUCUUUCUUCCUUUGUCUUUCUUUCUUUGUCUUUCUUCCUUUGUCUUUCUUCCUUUGUCUUUCUUCCUUUGUCUUUCUAUCUUUGUCUUUCUUCCUUUGUCUUUCUUCCUUUGUCUUUCUUCUUUGUCUUUCUAUCUUUGUCUUUCCUUUCUUUCUUCCUUUUUCUUUUCUUCUUCCUUUUGUCUUUCUUCCUUUGUCUUUGUCUUUCUUCCUUUGUCUUUCUUCCUUUGUCUUUGUCUUUCUCUUCCUUUGUCUUUCUUCCUUUGUCUUUCUUCCUUUGUCUUUCUAUCUUUGUCUUUCUAUCUUUGUCUUUCUUCCUUUGUCUUUCUAUCUUUGUCUUUCUUCCUUUGUCUUUCUUUCUUUGUCUUUCUUCCUUUGUCUUUCUUCCUUUGUCUUUCUUCCUUUGUCUUUCUUCCUUUGUCUUUGUCUUUCUUUUUUGUCUUUCUUUUUGUCUUUCUUUGUCUUUCUAUCUUUGUCUUUCUUCCUUUGUCUUUCUUCCUUUGUCUUUCUUUUGUCUUUCUUCCUUUGUCUUUCUUCCUUUGUCUUUCUAUCUUUGUCUUUCUUCCUUUGUCUUUCUAUCUUUGUCUUUCUUCCUUUGUCUUUCUAUCUUUGUCUUUCUUCCUUUGUCUUUCUAUCUUUGUCUUUCUUCCUUUGUCUUUCUUUCUUUGUCUUUUUCUUCUUUGUCUUUGUCUUUUUCUUCCUUGUCUUCCUUUGUCUUUCUUUUUGUCUUUCUUCCUUUGUCUUUCCUUUGUCUUUCUUCUUUGUCUUUCUUCUUUUGUCUUUCUUCUUUGUCUUUCUAUCUUUGUCUUUCUAUCUUUGUCUUUCUUUUUGUCUUUCUUUUGUCUUUGUCUUUCUUCUUUGUCUUUGUCUUUCUUCUUUUCUAUCUUUGUCUUUUCUAUCUUUGUCUUUCUAUCUUUGUCUUUCUUUGUCUUUCUUCCUUUGUCUUUGUCUUUCUUCUUUCUUCAUUUGUCUUUCUUUUGUCUUUCUAUCUUUGUCCUUUGUCUUUCUUCCUUUUGUCUUUGUCUUUGUCUUCCUUUUGUCUUUCUUCUUUCUAUCUUUGUCUUUCUUCUUUGUCUUUCUUUUUGUCUUUCUUCCUUUGUCUUUUGUCUUCUUUGUCUUUCCUUCCUUUGUCUUUCUUCUUUGUCUUUCUUUUCUAUCUUUGUCUUUCUUCCUUUGUCUUUCUUCCUUUGUCUUUCUGUCUUUGUCUUUCUUUCUUUGUCUUUCUUCCUUUGUCUUUGUCUUUUCUCUUUGUCUUUCUUCCUUUGUCUUUCUCUUUCCUUUGUCUUUCUGUCUUUGUUUCUUUUUGUCUUUCCUUUGUCUUUCUUCCUUUGUCUUUCUUCCUUUGUCUUUCUUUGUCUUUUGUCUUUGUCUUUGUCUUUCUUCCUUUGUCUUUCUUCCUUUGUCUUUCUUCCUUGUCUUCUUCUUUUUUGAAGGGAAACUGGCUGAAGUGGAAUCUCAAGCAAACAAGUUACGAGAAGAUGUUCAAAGGUUGGAGGUGGAAAGGACGGACUUGAUAAGCAAGAUUGAAGCUGGAGAAGGGGCCCAAACAGCCAUUAAUCAAAUGAAACAAGAGAAUCGGUGUCAAAGGAAUAACAGUCCUUUUGACACACCUUUUUCUUUUUUCUUUCUCUUUUCUUUCUCUUCUCUUUUCUUUCUCUUCUCUUUUCUUUCUCUUCUCUUUUCUUUCUUUUUCUCUUUUCUUUUUCUUUUUCUUUCUUUCUUUUUCUUUUUCUCUUUUUUUUUUUUCACUUUCUUUUUCUCUUUCACUUUCUUUUUCUCUUUCACUUUCUUUUUCUCUUUCACUUUCUUUUUCUCUUUCACUUUCUUUUUCUCUUUCACUUUCUUUUUCACUUUCACUUUCUUUCACUCUCUUUUUCACUUUCACUUUCUUUCACUCUCUUUUUCACUUUCACUUUCUUUCACUCUCUCUUUCACUUUCUUUCUCUCUUUCUUUCUCUCUUUCACUUUCUUUCUCUCUUUCUUUUUCUCUUUCACUUUCUUUCUCUCUUUCUUUUUCUCUUUCACUUUCUUUCUCUCUUUCUUUUUUUCUUUCUCUUUUCUUUCUCUUUCUUUUCUUUCUUUCACUUUCUCUUUCACUUUCUUUCUCUCUUUCUUUUUCUCUUUCACUUUCUUUCUCUCUUUCUUUGCUUUUCUGGCACAAAAUCUCCAAGAAAAAUUGUCAAACACAAAGCAGUUGCUUGAACAAAGAACAUCUGAAAAAACUGUGCAGGAAGAGGCCUUAUAUAAACAGAUUAAGGACCUUAAGGGUCAGUUGGAUGCUGAAAAAGACCACAAGCAGAUAUUAGAGCUAAGUGUUGAUGAGAAAACAGAAAAGGUGGCCAACUGUCAGUUUCGGAUUCAGCAAUUGGAAGGAGAAAUCCAAACUAAGAUGGAACUUUUGCAUGCUUCCGAGGCAGCUAAAGCAACUCAGCGUGCUGAUCUUGAAAAUCAUUUACAAACCAGUCGAAACCUUGUAGAAGAAAAGAUCAAUGAAAUCAACAGGAUCAAACAGGAACUUUCACAGACAGCUGAAGAACUCACAGCCAAAAAAACCCGAAUUGAACAACUUGAUGAGCUGCUCAAGAAACAAACGUCUAGCAACAAUCAGUUGACCCUCAAAAGCUCAAGUCUGGAACGGGACCUUGAGGAAAGGGGGAAAAUAAUUGAUGAGAAAGACAAAGCACUGAAACAAAUGGAGGCUAAUUUGGAAACUACAAAGAAGUCUCUUGAAGGCACUAACAACAAGGUAAAGCAAGCAACCCAGGAAUUAAAGAAGGCAAAGCAAGAAAUGGACAAAGAAUUGAAAGGACUAAAAGAAAAUCUGCAAAAAAUGGAGAAAGAAAAAACUUCAUUGUCUCAAGAAUUGAGUAUGAAUGUAAAAAAUCUUGAAGCCAAAACCAGAAGUCAUGAAGAAUUAGGAAAGCUUCAUGAGAGUACAAAGAAGACAUUGGAAGAGACAAAGAGUAAAUUUGGACAGUCGCAGGAAUCGCUCAGAAUGGUGAAACAGGACAAUGCAAAACAGGUGGAGAAAAUGAAGAAAUCUUUAGAAGACAGCACAGCAAAAUGUUUGCAAAUUGAACAAAAGAUGUCUGCAUUAAGUCAAGAGUAUGAACAAAUCCAGAAAGUAAAACAGGGUCUUGAAAACCAGUUGUUAGAAGCCAAGAAUAAUUUAGAAAAUAAAGUUAAAGAACUUCAUUCUGAGAAAACGUCAUUUCAAGAAAAACAGGAUCAACUGCAGAAAUCUUUAAAAGAACAAGAAACACUUUACCAAAGACAGAUCUGUGAACACGAGGCAAAGAUAAACACCCUAGAAGCUGAAUUACAAACAGAAAGGGAAAAUCUGAAGGUUCAAAUCGAAACUGAGAAAACACUUAAUGAAAAGGUUUCACAAAUGAAUGAUACUAAUGCUGAAUUAAAGAAACAGAUUUCAGAAGUGGAACUCAAACUGAAAGAGACAGAAAGUCAAAAGGAACAGCAGGCAGCAGAAAGUGCAACUCGUCAGGAAGAAUUGCAGCAAAAGUUACAGCAGGCAGAGACCAACACAACAGAACUUGGAAAUAAAUUAAAGGGUGCUGAAGAAUCUAUAUCCCAUGUAAAUGACAAAUUGAAGAACAAAGAAGAGGAGUUAUACGAUGUGCAGUCCAAGUUGUCAUUGACAGAACAACAGUUGGAGAAAUCUCAGCAACGAGAGGAAGACCUGAAGACAAGCAUUGAUCAACUAAAAGAGGAAAUCUCUACUCUGUUGGAAGCAAAACAAUUACUCAUCAACCAAAAACUAGAACUACAAUCAAAAAUCACUGUGUUAGAAACACAAGUGACCAAUACACAAGAACAACUGAAUGAGUUACGUGAAAAUGCAGCUACGUUACAAACGUCUCUAGAAAACACAAAUGCAGAUCUAAAGGCCCAACUGGCCAAUAAAGAAAUUUCCUACAAAGAACUGGAGAAAAAGUGUGAAGAGAAUGAAACUCGUUAUGAAAUGCAGGCUUCUGUUCUAAAUGAGAAUCUAACGACCGUACGGGGAGAUCUUGUUGUAUGCCAACAAUCCUUGGAGGACCGCACUGCAGCUAAUGAUGAACUUCUUGGACAAAAGUUAGAACUGGAAGCAAAACUGGAAAACAGCAACGAUGAAAGAAAAUUGCUUCUGGAAAGGUGCCUGGCAAGUGAAGCUGAAUGUGAGAGCCUACAAGACAGAAUUUCACAGGUGACAAGAAAAUUAGAGGACACACAAGCUGCACUUCAAGAGUUAGGCCGGGAGAAUCAGUCAUUACAGAUAAUGACCACAAAAGUUCAAAACAGAAAGUGGACAGAUGAUAGUCAAGUACUGGACUGUAUGGGUUGUGGCAAGGCUUUCUCCUUGACCAUCCGUAAGCACCACUGCAGAAACUGCGGCAAUAUCUUCUGCAAUGAAUGCUCCACAAGGCAAGCCCCAAUUGCAUCAGCCAAAAAACCUGUCCGCGUAUCUACUUCAUUUACAAAAUUCUCUCACCUUGUGGCUUUGUCUAUUUUCAUUUUCCCAUCAUCUUUUUUUUUUUCUGACUUUCUUUUCUAUUUUGUCUAUUUUUUUCGUCUUUUCUAUUUUGUCUAUUUUUUUCGUCUUUUCUAUUUUGUCUAUUUUUUUCGUCUUUUCUAUUUUGUCUAUUUUUUUCGUCUUUUCUAUUUUGUCUAUUUUUUUCGUCUUUUCUAUUUUGUCUAUUUUUUUCGUCUUUUCUAUUUUGUCUAUUUUUUUCGUCUUUUCUAUUUUUUAUUUUUUUCGUCUUUUCUAUUUUGUCUAUUUUUUCGUCUUUUCUAUUUUGUCUAUUUUUUUUUUUUAUCUUUUCUAUUUUGUCUAUUUUUUUCGUCUUUUCUAUUUUGUCUAUUUUUUUCGUCUUUUCUAUUUUUUUUAAUCUUUUUUUUGUCUAUUUUUUUCGUCUUUUUCUAUUUUGUCUAUUUUUUUUUCUCUUUUCUAUUUUUUCUAUUUUUAUUUUGUCUAUUUUUUCGUCUUUUCUAUUUUGUCUAUUUUUUUUCGUCUUUUCUAUUUUGUCUAUUUUUUUUUUUCUUUUCUAUUUUGUCUAUUUUUUUUUUUCGUCUUUUCUAUUUUGUCUAUUUUUUCGUCUUUUCUAUUUUGUCUAUUUUUUUUCGUCUUUUCUAUUUUUUCUCUUUUUUAUUUUGUCUUUUUUUUUUUCUCUUUUCUAUUUUGUCUAUUUUUUUUUCUUUUCUAUUUUGUCUAUUUUUUCGUCUUUUCUAUUUUGUCUAUUUUUUCGUCUUUUUCUAUUUUUUCUUUUUUUUCGUCUUUUCUAUUUUUUUUUUUUCGUCUUUUCUUUUUGUAUUUUUCUUUUUCUGCUUUUCUUUUCUUUUUUUUUUUCUGGCUUGUGAUUUUUUUUUCCACUCUUUGUGUCUUCGUCUUUCGCCUUUCUUCUCCGUGUCUUCGUCUUUUUCGCCUUUCUUCUCCGUGUCUUCGUCUUUCGCCUUUCUUCUCCGUGUCUUCGUCUUUCGCCUUUCUUCUCCGUGUCUUCGUCUUUCGCCUUUCUUCUCCGUGUCUUCGUCUUUCGCCUUCCGUCUUCAAAACAAGCUGCCUUUUCAGUAUUAUAAUUCCGAUGUUUCUCUUUCAAGUUCUCUCAACACUCUUUCCUUUCACAUUUGUAAACCAUUCUCUCUCUCUCUCAUAUUUGUUAACUUUUCUCCUCUUCCUAUCCCUUUCUUUUUAAAACUUAUUACUCCAUUUUUUCCUCCACCUUUCUUUUACUUUCAUUGUCUCCCCCACUACCACAGUCUCAUUCUCUCACUCCUUCUCAAACUUUCUAAAAAAAAAAGUAUCCCUCUUUUCAUACCCUCCCCUUCCUCUCUCCUCCCCCCACCCCCGCUUGUUCUUUUUUCUUUCUCUUUCUUUCUCUCUUUCAUUCAUUUGACCUUUUAUCUCUCUCUCUCUCACAGCCACUGCUUCUCAUAUUGA
Acanthosepion pharaonis is the source of this 7881-nucleotide messenger RNA. Lineage: Eukaryota; Metazoa; Mollusca; Cephalopoda; Sepiida; Sepiidae. The record is from the annotation of a GenBank genome assembly.